CUCCCUCCUUCUCACUCGCUCCCUCCUCUCAGUCGGCCCGGGCUUUGUGUGAGCGGGAAUCAGCGUGCGCGCAUGCCAAACGCUCAAGACAGCCAGCCAGCCAGCGAACGAACGAGCGAGCGAGCGUGUGUGUGUGUGCGUGAGUGUGUGUGUGUGUGUGCGUGCGCGUGCGGGCAUGUGUAUGAGGCAAGAGAGAGAGAGAGAGUACAGACUGAAGGAGAGAAAGAGAGAAAGAGAGAGACAGAGAGACGGAGAAAGAGAUUGUGAGAAAGAGAGACUAGUUGAGAGAUAGACUGAGAGUGCCUGAGAGAGAGAAAGAGAGAGAGAGAGAGAAAGAGAGAGAGAAAAAGAGAGUGACGGGGAGAGAGAGAGAGCACCGGUGACACGCUUGCACGCUGUGAGGGGGAAGGAGGAAAGAGAGUGCGUGUGUGUGUCGUUUCGGCGGAGAGCGUGAAGAGAAUGGAGGAGUGUACAAUGGACAACGGAGCGCCCGAGUGCAACAGCAACUCUGCAGCUAUGCUCAACCACCACGGACAGGAUGACAGUAUCUCGGCUGCGAGCGCGUCGGACGUCCAGGACCGGCUGUCGUCGCUGGAGCUGCGCGUGCAGCAGCAGGAGGACGAGAUCACCGUGAUGAAGGCGGCGCUGGCCGACGUGCUCCGCAGGCUGGCUCUGUCCGAGGACUCGGCCGCCGCCGCCGCCAAGAAGCAGGCCGCCACCGGCAAAGGUCAGAACCCGCUGCGCGAGGCCUACUCCAUGUCCUGCAUCGCCAACGGAGGCUCCAGCGGACGCAAGACGCACCGCGACACCACCACCGUCUCCAUCGCCCGCAAGGAGACGCUCUCCUCGGCAGCCAAGAGCGGUACGGAGCGGAAACGGGGGGACAAGCCGGCCAUGGAGGGCAUCAAGGAGAAGGAGGAGCCGCAGCAGGCUAACGAUAAAGUCGCCGCUGCCAGACCCCAGACCCCCUCCAGCCACCCCCCGUCCCCACACCCCCCGACCCCCCAAAGGCAGACGCCGGAGAGCAAGGGCCCCCCAUCGGCCAAAAGAGGUAGCAGUGCUAAGCGCGGCAUGGAGCGUUCUCAGAGCAGCACGUGGGACAGUGGAGAGGACAGCAGGAACAAGCUGGUCAAAGCCGCCUCCACCUCCAAACUCCUCGCCAAGGUGGUGAAGAACGCCGAGAAACACAAAGACCCAGUGAUAAGCCAAGCCAAAAUGUCCACACGAGAGAAAAACAGCCUAGAGGGGGAGUACAUAAAGAUGUUCAUGCGUGGCCGUCCCAUCACCAUGUUUAUCCCAUCGGAUGUGGAGAACUACGACGACGUCCGCACAGAGCUUCCGCCCGAAAGACUCAAACUGGAGUGGGUGUAUGGCUAUCGGGGGCGUGACUGCCGGGCCAACGUGUGCCUGCUGCCCACGGGGGAGAUCGUGUACUUCAUCGCCUCCGUCGUCGUCCUCUUCAACUACGAGGAGCGCACGCAGCGCCACUACCUGCUGGGCCACACCGACUGCGUCAAGUGUUUGGCAGUCCACCCAGACAAGAUCCGCAUCGCCACGGGACAGAUAGCAGGAGUGGAUAAAGAUGGGCGGCCGUUGCAGCCACACGUGCGGGUGUGGGACUCCGUGAGCUUGUCCACGCUGCAGGUGAUUGGCAUGGGUGUGUUCGAGAGAGGAGUGGGCUCCCUCGCCUUCUCCAAAGCGGACUCUGGCACACACCUGAGUGUGAUCGAUGACUCCAAUGAGCACAUGCUGACUGUCUGGGACUGGCAGAAGAAGUCAAAGAUAGCUGAGAUUAAGACCACUAAUGAGGUGGUGCUGGCGGUUGAGUUCCACCCCACUGAUGCCAACACCAUAGUCACCUGUGGCAAGUCUCACAUCUUCUUCUGGACCUGGAGCGGUACCUCACUGGCACGCAAGCAAGGCAUCUUUGGGAAAUACGAGAAGCCCAAGUUUGUGCAGUGCCUUGCCUUCCUGAGCAAUGGAGACAUCCUGACCGGAGACUCAGGGGGGAUCAUGCUCAUAUGGAGCCGCAGCAACGUGGAGCCAGCCCCAGGAAAGGGCCCCAAAGGGGCAUUCCAGAUCAGUCGUCAGAUGAAGGCCCAUGAUGGCAGUGUGUUCACCCUGUGCCAGAUGAGGAACGGCACUCUGCUCACGGGCGGCGGGAAGGACCACAAGAUCAUCCUCUGGGACCACGACCUCGUGCAAGAGAGAGAGAUAGAGGUCCCUGACCAGUACGGAACCAUUCGUGCCGUGGCUGAAGGCAAGGGGGAGCAGUUUUUGGUGGGCACAUCCCGCAACUUCAUCCUGAGAGGGACCUUCAACGACGGCUUCCAGGUGGAAGUGCAGGGACACACAGAUGAGUUGUGGGGUCUGGCGACGCAUCCGUAUAAGGAUCUCUUCCUCACCUGUGCUCAGGACAGACAGGUGUGUCUGUGGAACUCUGUGGACCACACGCUGGAAUGGACCAGGCUCCUGGAUGAGCAUGGGCACUGCGCAGACUUCCACCCCAGUGGUGCUGUAGUGGCCAUUGGCACCCACUCUGGAAAGUGGUACGCACUGGAUGCUGAGACACGGGACUUGGUGGCCAUACACACAGAUGGCAACGAACAGUUGUCUGUUAUGCGCUACUCUGUUGAUGGUGCCCUGCUGGCAGUGGGAUCUCAUGAUAACUUCAUUUACCUCUACACAGUGUCGGACAAAGGCCGAAAAUACAGCCGAUAUGGGAAGUGCACGGGACAUUCCAGCUACAUCACACAUCUUGACUGGUCCCCCGACAACAAGUUUAUCAUGUCCAACUCAGGAGACUAUGAAAUCCUCUACUGGGACAUUCCAACUGGCUGUAAGCUCAUCCGGAAUCGCUCCGAGUGCAAAGACAUCGACUGGGCAACCUACACGUGUGUGCUGGGCUUCCAUGUGUUUGGCGUGUGGCCUGAGGGAUCUGAUGGAACAGACAUCAAUGCCCUCAUAAGGUCUCACAACCGCAAGGUUAUCGCCCUCGCAGACGACUUCUGCAAAGUGCACCUCUUCCAGUACCCCUGCUCCCGGCCCAAGGCUCCCAGCCACAAGUACAGCGCCCACAGCAGCCACGUGACCAACGUGAGCUUCCUGCACAGGGACAGCCACCUGGUGUCCACGGGGGGCAAGGACACCAGCAUCAUGCAGUGGCGCCUGGUGGAGAAGACGCCCUCCCUGGUGCCCAGCGACUCGGCCCUGGGCCUGAGCGACGCCCUCCUGCACAGCCCGUCCCCCAGAGGGGUGGCAUCGCUGCCCCUGACCCCCCUCACCCCGCUCACCCCGCUCACCCCCACCGAGCCGCCGCUGUUGGCGCUGACGACCAACGCCAACGCGGUCGUCACGGCCGCCGUCGUCGCCGCCGCGGCGCUGCCGCCAUCGAGCCCCGCCGCGGAGGUGGACGGCGAGGAGGCGGAGCCAGCCGGCCCCACGGCCAAUGGGAGGCAGGAGAGCUCGCCCGACUCCCCGCCCCCGUCCAUUGAGCCCACGCUGACGUCCGACAGCACGCUGAGCCCCAAGGACAGCCUGGAACCUAGCGACGACACGGCCACGCCUAGCGACGAAGGCAUGCCCUUCUCGCUGCCCUCAUAAAUUGGGACCCCCGCCCCCCCCCCCUCCCAACCUCCCACCACCACAGGUUCCAGACUGCCCCCCCGCACCACAACCCAACACCACCCAAGCCCACCCUUCUCUUCAACUCCUGCACAGAUACACAGACACACACACACACACACUGAUGUCACACUCUCUGAUGUCACUACAGCUCUCCAGAGGAGAUGGAUGCAGCAGGGUCUUACCUUUUCAGUAGUCUGUUUUUACCACUCUUUGAUAUCGACUUGGUAGUUCGUCUUCUGGUUUUAAUGAAAGACUUGUGAAGAUCUGGAACGGUUGAAGAGAGAAAUAGAGAGAGAGAGAGAGAGAGAGAGGGUACAUUGUUGCUCUCAGAUUUGAUGGAAUUGUUGAUGUUUGAUGAAUUCUUUUUGUACAGUGUGCAUAGAGAGGGACAGGAAGAAGCAUGUGACACUAACUACGUCACACACACACACACACACACACAGUCAUUAAACAAUGAACAUACUCUUACCACAAUAUAGCAGUAUACACACAAUUACAUAAAUUAGCGCAGGCAAUAUGAAAUAUGUCCUUCCAGACGAUAUUUGAUUUUAAUAUUUAGAAAUUUUAAUCUCUUUCUCUAUACUAUUGACAGCCACCAUCUCCACCAGACAUGAAUGAAUUGAAACAGUGCAUGUGUUUGAGCUAGGCUAACUGGACUAAACCCAGUUGGACUGGGGAGUUUCCGUCCAUACCUCAAGGGGCCAGUCUUGUGAAUGUGUCCCAUUGCCACGCUAAUGUAAUAAUGAUACAACAGUCAUAGCAUUCCUGCUUUGAACGAUCACGUUAUAUCGGGUCACCUGUAGUAUUACAGUCCAUGAACACAAUCCACAGGCCAGCCAAGCUAAAGUCACAGUGAUUAUCACUGUCCUCCAUUUUGUUUCCUAGUAGGUAAUACUGUAGGUAGUUCAGUGGCGUGUGCUAUCUCCUGCAACACACACACACACACACUCACACACACACACACACACACUCACACACACACAGAUGGCUUAUCUUCACACGGGUGUGAAGCUGGCUUGCCGGUCUGUCAUGGGGGGGGCCUCAGGUCCGCCUGCAACCACCACCCUUGGACUUCUCUGUAAAAGGACUCGUGUUGGUCUGUGGAUACACCAGCUACUGAGCUUCCAGUUGGACUCUUGUCACCUUACCUCUUUUUUUUUCUCUUUUUGUUCUUGGUCUCCUUGCGGUUCUUACCCUUGUCUUUGUAAGGGUACACAAGCUUUCCUCAUUGUUAGCUGUUGUCUUCCUUUUCUUUCUUUCUUUUCUUUUCUUUCUUUUUUUUCCUGUUGGUUGGGGGUUCUCUGGCAUCUCUCCAUUUUAGAAGAGGAGUGACUUUUUUUUUCUUCUUCUUCUUCUUUUGUGGUUGUUUGAGUUUAGGUGUUUUUGUGAUUAAAGUCUUAAAUGUAUGUAA
Sardina pilchardus (European sardine) is the source of this 5038-nucleotide messenger RNA. It is a transcript of the gene eml4, whose product is annotated as echinoderm microtubule-associated protein-like 4. Gene Ontology annotation, molecular function: microtubule binding. NCBI's taxonomy places the organism in Eukaryota, Metazoa, Chordata, Actinopteri, Clupeiformes, Clupeidae. The record is from RefSeq and is a predicted model, not a curated record. Gene Ontology annotation, biological process: microtubule cytoskeleton organization. Gene Ontology annotation, cellular component: mitotic spindle.